This is a messenger RNA of Oppia nitens, 1356 nucleotides long. RefSeq names its product telomerase Cajal body protein 1-like. Bases 145 to 1356 code for a protein of 403 amino acids. Gene Ontology annotation, biological process: Cajal body organization. The record is from RefSeq and is a predicted model, not a curated record. Gene Ontology annotation, cellular component: Cajal body. The transcript has 6 exons. Gene Ontology annotation, molecular function: RNA binding; protein binding. NCBI's taxonomy places the organism in Eukaryota, Metazoa, Arthropoda, Arachnida, Sarcoptiformes, Oppiidae.
AUUCAUUGUUUGAAUGGUUUGAGUGUAAAUGUGUGGCAAAACAUAUGAUAAUCACAUUUAUAUGACAUUUAUAGCACAUGUUGUCAAUGGGUUAACAAUAGGUAAACAAUAGGUAAACAAUAGGUUAAUCAUUAUAUUAAACAAAUGGAGGAUAUAAUUGAAGAACCAUCACAUCGUUUGAAUCAAUUAUUAGAUGAAACAACUAUACAAACGAGUGAUGACAGUGAUGGACAAAAUAAGUGUGACUAUGAUUGGACUAAAUCACCGAAACUGAUCAACAAAUGUUUUAAUCAAUUCAAUGAUUCAAACAAUUGUCUAAAAGGUUGCAAAUGGUCUCCCGAUGGUUCAUGUCUUAUGACAAACAGUGAUGAUCACUGUUUAAGACUUUUUAAUUUACCACAAAAUUUGUGUCAAAAUCCUAUUAUUUUAGACGAAGACGUCGAAGAAAUGAGUCCAGUGCUUAAGAUAAAAGAAAGUGAAAUCAUAUAUGAUUUUUGUUGGUAUCCACUCAUGAACUCAUGCCAUCCAUCCACAUGUCUUCUUAUGACAACCAGUCGUGAUAAUCCAAUUCAUUUAUGGGACGCCUAUACGGGACAACUUGUUUGUACGUAUAGAGCAUACAAUUAUGCCGAUGAAGUAAUAGCGGCUAAUUGUGUGGCUUUUAGUGCUGACGGAACUAAAAUAUAUUCGGGUUUUGAGAAAUGGAUCCGAGUUUUUGAUACUUCUUCUCCCGGAAGAGUCUGUGAUUCUAAACAAACUUACAUGGACAAAACGGGUCAAAAGGGAAUCAUAUCAUGUAUUGCAGUAAAUCCUUUGAAUCCAAAUAUUAUAGCUUUUGGUUCAUAUGAUAAAAGUAUUGGACUUUAUGAAGAACCAAGUCUUGUAAAUAUAUGUGUAUUAAUGGGACAAAAGGGAGGACUAACACACAUCCAGUUUUCAGCAGAUGGCCACAGACUAUAUAGUGGCGGAAGAAAAGAUUCAGAGAUACUUUGUUGGGAUAUUAGAAAUGUCGGUCAAGUGUUGUCUGUCAUCACUCGUAGUGUUAAUACUAAUCAAAGAGUAUAUUUUGACUUAUCAUGUGAUUCAAAAUAUUUAGCGACAGGAAGUGAUAAUGGAAUGGUCUAUAUUUAUGACACCAAAAGUGAUGAUAUCAAUGAUGAUAUACUCAAAUCUUGUAACUCAUUUGAGGCACACAAUGAUUGUGCUAACGGUGUGGCUUUUCAUCCAACAUUACCUCUAUUGUCGACUACUUCAGGUCAACGAAGAUUUGCCGACGUAUCUGACAGUGAAGAUGAAGACUUGUCUUUAUUAAAGACUAAACAAGAAAACAGUUUAAAGUUUUGGUGGAAUUAUUAA